UGCGGCAGAGCCCGAGAGCGGCGGGGACGGGGCCCUGGGGGUCCCGCUCGAGGAUGGGGCCGAGGAUGGGGGUGAUGUUGCUGGUCCUUGGCCACCUCCCAGUGCCCCCCGUGUGGGCUCCCAACGAAAUCUGCGGCAGCAUGGACAUCCGCAACGACGUCUCCCAGCUGCGGAAGCUGGAGAACUGCUCCAUCAUCGAAGGCAACCUGCAGAUCCUGCUGAUGUUCACCACGGGCGCCGAGGACUUUCGGGGGCUCAGCUUCCCUCGCCUGCUCAUGAUCACAGAGUACCUGCUCCUUUUCCGCGUCUACGGGCUGGAGAGCCUGCGGGAUCUCUUCCCCAACCUCUCCGUCAUCCGCGGCACCAACCUCUUCUUCAGCUACGCCUUGGUCAUCUUCGAGAUGCCGCACCUGCGGGACGUGGGGCUGCACAGCCUGGGCCACAUCCUCCGCGGUUCGGUGCGCAUUGAGCGCAACCAGGAGCUCUGCCACCUCUCCACCAUCGACUGGGGGCUGCUGCUGCCCGACAGCGGGGACAGCACCUACAUCGUCGGCAAUAAGUUGGCUGAAGAGUGUGCCGAUGUCUGCCCGGGCAUCCUGGAUGUGGAGAAGCCGUGUGUGCAGACCAGCGUCAACGGACAGCUGGAUUAUCGCUGCUGGACCUCCAGCUACUGCCAGAAAGUGUGCCCGUGCGGUGCGGGCUCGGCGUGCACGGCAGCGGGCGAGUGCUGCCACGCCGAGUGCCUGGGGGGCUGCGGCCGCCCCCACGACAGACGGGCCUGCGUCGCCUGCCGCCACUUCCACUUCAACGGGCACUGCCUGCCCUCGUGCCCGCCCCGCACCUACGAGUACGAGGGCUGGCGCUGCGUCACCGCCGAGUACUGCGCCAGCCUCCGCAAGGUCUCCGACAACCCCCGCGACGCCUCCAAGUUCGUCAUCCACCAGCGGCAGUGCCUGUCCGAGUGUCCUUCGGGAUACACCAGGAACGAGAGCAGCAUGUUCUGCCACAAGUGCGAGGGGCUGUGUCCCAAGGAGUGCAAGGUGGGCACCAAGACCAUCGACUCGAUGCAGGCGGCGCAGGAGCUGGGGGGCUGCACCCUCAUCGAGGGGAACCUCAUCCUCAACAUCCGCCGGGGCUAUAACCUGGCCUCGGAGCUGCAGAGCAGCCUGGGACUCAUUGAGACCAUCACGGGCUUCUUGAAGAUCAAGCACUCCUUUGCCCUCGUCUCCUUGUCCUUCUUCAAGAACCUAAAACUGAUCCGUGGUGACUCCAUGGUGGAUGGGAAUUACACCCUGUAUGUCCUGGACAACCAGAACCUGCAGCAGCUCUGGGACUGGAGCCACCACAUCCUCUCCAUCCCUGUGGGCAAGAUGUACUUUGCAUUCAAUCCCAAGCUGUGCCUGGCCGAGAUCUAUCGCAUGGAGGAGGUGACAGGCACCAAGGGCCGGCAGAACAAAGCCGAGAUCAACCCCCGCACCAACGGGGACCGGGCGUCCUGCAAGACCCAGACCCUGCGCUUCAUCUCCAACGUCACCGAGUCCGAUCGCAUCUUCCUCAAGUGGGAGCGGUACCGGCCCCCCGAGUACCGGGACCUCCUCAGCUUCAUUGUCUACUACAAGGAGUCACCCUUCCAGAAUGUGUCGGAGUACGUGGGACAGGAUGCCUGUGGGGCCCAGAGCUGGAACGUGCUGGAUGUGGAUCUACCCCUGAGCAGUGAGCAGGAGCCAGGGGUGACGCUGCUCAAUCUCCGUCCUUGGACCCAAUAUGCCAUCUUUGUGCGCGCCAUCACCCUCACCACGGCCGAGGAAGGACGCAACUACGGGGCACAGAGCGAGGUGGUUUACAUCCGCACCAUGCCAGCGGCCCCGACGGUGCCCCGGGAUGUCAUCUCCAUGUCCAACUCUUCCUCCCACAUCGUGGUGCGUUGGAAACCGCCCACGCAGCGCAACGGCAACAUCGUCUACUACCUGGUGCUGUGGCAGCAGCUGGCCGAGGACAUGGAACUCUACAUCAACGACUACUGCCACAAAGGCCUGAAGCUGCCCACCAGCAGCGCAGACACGCGUUUUGGUUUUGGGGAUGGUCCUGAGGGGGAGCAGGAUGCGGAGGAGAGGUGCUGCCCCUGCCGCCCCACUGACGGGCAGCUCCGCAUGGAGGGCGAGGCCGAGUCCUUCCAGAAGAAGUUUGAGAACUUCCUCCACAAUUCCAUCACCAUCCCCAGGCCACCCUGGAAGGUGACAUCCAUCAAUAAGAACCCACAGAGGACCCCAAAGCAGCGCAGGGACGUGGUGGCCGUCACAUCCGCGGCCAACGCUUCCUCAGCAGAGCCGCUGGCCCCGAGCCGCCCGGGAGGCGAGCCCAAGCCUGACUUCCAGAUCUUCGAGGACAAGGUGGUGCGUGACCGGGCGGUGCUGUCGCGGCUGCGCCACUUCACCGAGUACCGCAUCGACAUCCACGCCUGCAACCACGCCGCGCACACCGUGGGCUGCAGCGCCGCCACCUUCGUCUUCGCCAGGACCAUGCCCGAGCUGCAAGCUGACAACAUUCCUGGCAACGUCACGUGGGAGCCGGCUGGCAAGAACAGUGUCCUGCUGCGCUGGGAAGAGCCCAGGAACCCCAACGGGCUCAUCCUCAAGUAUGAGAUUAAGUACAGCCGGGAGAGUGAGGAUGGGGAUGCGGAUGGGGUUAGUCACAGUGACGGGGAUGGGGUGAUCCCCACUCACCCCACAGUGUACAUGCCUGAUGAGUGGGAGGUGUCCCGGGAGAAGAUCACAGUGAUCCGGGAGCUGGGACAGGGCUCCUUUGGGAUGGUGUAUGAGGGGGUGGCCCUGGGGCUGGUCACGGAGGGAGAGGAGACCAAGGUGGCCCUGAAGACAGUCAACGAGCUGGCCACCAUGCGGGAGCGCAUCGAGUUCCUCAACGAGGCCUCCGUCAUGAAAGCCUUCAAGUGCCACCACGUGGUCCGUCUGCUGGGCGUGGUAUCCCAGGGCCAGCCAGCUUUGGUCAUCAUGGAGCUGAUGACACGUGGGGACCUGAAGAGCUACCUGCGUUCUCUCAGGCCUGAAGCCGAGAACAACCCCGGGCUGCCACCGCCGUCGCUGAAGGACAUGAUCCAGAUGGCGGGCGAGAUCGCCGACGGCAUGGCCUACCUCAGCGCCAACAAGUUCGUGCACCGGGACCUGGCCGCCCGCAACUGCAUGGUGUCCGAGGACUUCACCGUCAAGAUUGGAGAUUUCGGCAUGACCCGGGAUAUCUAUGAGACGGAUUAUUACCGGAAAGGGGGCAAGGGGCUGCUCCCCGUGCGCUGGAUGUCCCCCGAGGCGCUCAAGGACGGCAUCUUCAACACGCAGUCUGACGUCUGGUCCUUCGGGGUGGUGCUGUGGGAGAUCGCCACGCUGGCCGAGCAGCCCUACCAGGGCAUGUCCAACGAGCAGGUCCUGCGCUUUGUCAUGGACAACGGCAUCCUGGAGCGGCCCGAGAACUGCCCCGACGAGCUCCACGAGCUGAUGUGCCUGUGCUGGCAGCAGAACCCACGCCAGCGCCCCUCCUUCGUGCAGCUCCUGGAGCGCAUCAAGGACCACAUGGCGCCUGCUUUCCGCACCCUCUCCUUCUUCUACAGCCCCGAGAACGGCCAUCACGGCUCGGGAGAGCCCUCCAGCACCGAGACAGAUCCAUCCCCCGAGGAGGAUGAGCCCCCCGCAUCCCCCCUGCCCGCACGCAGGGACCACAGCCCAGGGCAGCUCCCCAACGGGACAGCCUCGCUCUGACCCCGGGGUGUCCUCGGACCCCUGCUGGACUCUGCACCCCACGCCCCUCUCCAGCCACCCCCCACUUGCUGGGAGCCCCCCGCAUUAUUUAUUGCUUCUGAGGGCCCAGCCGAGGAGUGGGUGCCUUGGGAGGAGGGUGGCAGCAAGGCAAGGAUGGUCCGUGGGAUGCAUUUCCCCUGAAAAUAAAUUGGGGGUGCUCCGAGAUGGGGGGAGGGAGUGGGGGGCUGCUGCUUGGGAGGAGAACACGCAUUUUUCCUUACUUUUUUUGGGGGGGUGGGAUAAGGUGGGUAUGGGAAUGGGUAGCAGGGUUUGGCAUUUGGGGUCCCCCAUCAACCUGCCCCUGUCAUCGCUCCCCAGGUCAGCGACCCCUGUGAUCCCCACACCUUUCCCGGGUGGGGAAACUGAGUCACGGGUCUCAGAGAAGCCUGGGGUGCCCUGAUGUCUCUUCCCAGAGGCCGUGCUGGUCCACGGAAGGGGCGUCACUGCCUAAU
Molecule: messenger RNA, 4258 nt
Organism: Pyrgilauda ruficollis (rufous-necked snowfinch)
Lineage: Eukaryota; Metazoa; Chordata; Aves; Passeriformes; Passeridae
Gene: INSRR
Product: insulin receptor related receptor
Exons: 19
Coding region: 54-3767 (1237 amino acids)
Biological process (GO): protein autophosphorylation; glucose homeostasis; multicellular organism development
Cellular component (GO): insulin receptor complex; axon; membrane
Molecular function (GO): phosphatidylinositol 3-kinase binding; insulin receptor substrate binding; insulin receptor activity
Source: RefSeq, a predicted model, not a curated record